This is a messenger RNA of Bombyx mandarina (wild silkworm), 1782 nucleotides long. RefSeq lists its product as uncharacterized. The record is from RefSeq and is a predicted model, not a curated record. NCBI's taxonomy places the organism in Eukaryota, Metazoa, Arthropoda, Insecta, Lepidoptera, Bombycidae.
UCCUCAUCCCUGGAGGGAGCUCUGCAAUUGGUUUUUGCGUUCUUAUGAAUGUUCUCUCUAGUUCAACUCUCCCAAAUUGGAAUGUCAUGUUGCUCCAAUCUACUUUGAAAUAGUCGGCUACACUUUGAUCAUGUUUCCUACACAAAACUUCUAUUACUUCUUUAGAUUGAUUUGAGGGGUCCCCUGCUUCAUUGAUCCACCAAUCGAUUAACUUAUAUGAGGCUAGAAUUCUACCAUGUAAGUGGGAGUCUUCGGGGCCUAUAAGAUGUGUUGGAACCCCAUAGUUGACUAUAGAAUCUUUCCUUACAGCCAGGGGAUACUUGCAUGCCAUGUUUGACAUUGCCGUAAUUAAAGGGUUUGGGUCUUUCACGUUUCUUGAAUUUCUCUCAAUUGACCGGAUGUUAUUGGUGCUCGUAUUCCUCAAAAUCGAUAUUGCUUUCUCUUUUGCCUUUAGAAUUUCCUUAACUGCUGCCAUUAGUUGGCUCUUACUGGAGUUAUUGUGUUCAUCCAUAACUGAAAAGGAAAUUCUAACGACGUGCCAAGUCAUCAUUAAGAUAACGGCGUCGCAUUGGCAAUCUACGCCAAAAGGAAGGAAAAGGGAACGCAGUACUGGACAAUCGCUGGAUCCGGCAGCGAAGCAGCAGCAGACACGCGUUCCGCCUCAUUCGACGUGCCAAGUCAUCAUUAAGAUAACGGCGUCGCAUCAGCAAUCUCCGCCAAAAGAGAGGAAAAGGGAACACAGUACUGGACGAUCGCUGGAUCCGGCAGCGAAGCAGCAGCAGUAAGACUUCGCCACGACCGCGUUGUCGUUCAUCAAACAAGAUAAGUGUCUUUCCUUCAACAUUCCCAAUCCCUUAAUAUCAAAUCCAUAAUUAUUGCCUUCACAGUGUAUCAGAAGUUUCGUACAUUUGUGCAAAGGAUAAAUAACAUAAUUUUACGUAAAUCAUCCACGUGUUCAAAAAGAUACCAAGUGCAUUGUUAUGCAAUCUUGCUACUAUUGCUUUAAAAUACAAAAAAACAAUCAAACCUUCAUUUCAAAAACGUUUUUUCGGUUAACAAGCUGCCUAUCCACGCAUUUCGUAAAAAUUCUAUACAAUUUUACGCGUCAUUCUGCGAUCUACCUACACAUUAUAAUUAUUCAAUCAUUGUUUAAUCUUAAAUCAUUAGAAUUCAUUGUUUUAAAAUAUAUUAAUAUACAGUAAAAGUCAUAAAAUUCAAUAAGCAAGUUUAACAUUAGCCAAUUUAAUUGUCACUGAUUACGAAACAGCACGUUAUUGAUUAUAAUAUAUUAUUUCUUUCUGCUCAUUCGUUUGGCCGACGUUUCCAGGCUCGCCCCGCGAUCGAUCGCGCCGCUUCCGAACAUACAGCACCGCACGUAAUAAGCCGUGCUCCGAGACCGCGAAGACUGCCAUCGAAUGGAGGAGAGUGAGUCGGUACCCGAAUGAAACAACCGUUGCAGCUAAGUCAGAACGAGUGUUUUUUCAUUAUUUAAAAAAUAAUUUGCUAACUUUUCCAUUCUUUAAAACAAGUAACGAUAUUCUAAGAACUCAAGUAAAUUAAAUUUAAAAAUACAACAAUGACUACUGGGUCUGAUAAAGCCAUGAGUAAAUACAAAGAACUGAUUCUAAGGCGUAGUUCUAUUAAAGGUCAAAUAACAAAGUUUAAAAAUUAUUUAGCUUUAUUUGAAUCAUCACCGUUAUCCAGUAUUGAGGUAGCUGAGCUAUCACUAAGAUUAAACAGAUUUGAAAAUUUAUCCACAAAAUUUGAUAGCCUUCAAUCAGA